AUGGCUUGUAAGAGAGUUGAUAUCUCUAUUUUGGUUGUGGAUGAUGAUGAAACUUCUUGGCCAUCGUUGCUAAUGUACUCAUCUCAUGGGAGUAUAAAGGAUGUUGCAAUAUCAUCAUUGACUGAGCCUAAGAGAAAAAGAAAGUAUAGUAAGAGAAAGAGAACUCAAACGAACAAGGAAGAGAGCUCCUUUCCUAUUCCAAAGAAACCAAAGAUUGUUUGGACAACAUACCUUCACAAUCUGUUUCUGCUUGCCAUAAAACAAAUUGGAUUUGAAAGGGCCGUGCCAAAGAAAAUUCUCGAAAUCAUGAAUGUGCCAAACUUGACAAGAGAAAAUAUUGCCAGUCACUUGCAGAACUAUCGCAUUUUCCUGAGAAAAGUUGCAGAAAGAGGAAUAAUUGAGGGCUUAUCUGAGAGGACUCUAAGGUCAAGGUUUGGUUCUGGGCUUUCAGCUUUAAUGAUCAAAGAAAUCCAAACAAGAACAGAGAAACUAUGUGUUCCUGGGCAACAAUAUUUGAAAAGAUUAGCACAUCAAAAAGGAAUCAAAGAGAUUGUCAAUGAUGUUCAUGAUAAACAAGUUUCAAGAAGUGCUUAUAAUAUGCCCUCGACAAGUUUCAACAUGGGAUCUUUGAGCACCUCUAAUCUGCCCUCGACUUGUACUUCUUAUCUUAGCAGUAACUCCUCUGUAGUUCAACUGAAUGGUGGAUCAAAAACUGUUGGGACUGGGAACAAUGAUAGUUUUGGCUUGAUUAAUGAGACUCAAAAUGCAAAUAUGGAUGUAGCAAACUUGGGGAAUGUAAAUUUUGGUUUGGUACAAAGAGGGCUUGCUUCUACUUCUGGUUCUAAUGUUGGGAAUGAUUUUAUAAGUGAGCUUCCAACAACAUUGAUGACUAAUGGAACUCGAGAAGAAAAUAUUCCAGGGAUCCCACAAUUACCUCAGCAACUAGAUGACAAUGUUGUAGAAAAUGAGCAUAAAUAUAAUGCCACUUCAAUAUGUGAUAAUGAGAUCAUCAGCAGCCAACUGGAAGACGAUCUUUCUGAGCUUUUCUUGAUGGUAGAUGAUAUGCAACUUCUUAAUAAUGAGACAGAAGAGAACCCUGAUGCAAGUGAAUUUUUAAAUUCUGACUUUUCUAGCUCUAGUCAGGUUGUGCAAUCAUUUGAGCAGUCUAAUAGUAGAGCUGGUGAUGAUGUCAUUGUGUUGCCAACUAAAGACACAUUAAACUUUCCAAACGAGUCUUCAACAAGCUCUGACAAAAAUUCUAUUCAGAUGCAAGGCAACGAGGAAUCUGGGGACUGGGAACACUUUGAUAGGUUCUUAGUGGACAAUGUUUCUUCAGCAAUUAACUCAACUUCUGAGCAGGAUUGGGAUAUGGACAUCAUUGAAGCUUUGUUUGGUACCGAUGUAAAUUAA
Molecule: messenger RNA, 1410 nt
Organism: Gastrolobium bilobum
Lineage: Eukaryota; Viridiplantae; Streptophyta; Magnoliopsida; Fabales; Fabaceae
Product: putative two-component response regulator ARR13
Exons: 8
Coding region: 1-1410 (469 amino acids)
Biological process (GO): regulation of DNA-templated transcription
Cellular component (GO): nucleus
Molecular function (GO): DNA-binding transcription factor activity; DNA binding
Source: RefSeq, a predicted model, not a curated record